ACGUAUUGGGGGUGGGCGGAGCUUCGCUGGUGACGUUACCGUUCGGAGGCGCCCGGGGGCCGUGCCGGAUGGGGGGCCGGGUGCAGAUCUCCUUCCCGCAGCACGCGGCCGCGCUGCUCGAGUCCCUCAACCUCCUGCGCCUGGAGGGCAAGUUCUGCGACGUCCACGUCCACGUCGGCGGCCGCGUCUUCCCGGCCCAUAAGAGCGUCCUGGCCGCCGCGUCCCCCUUCUUCCACGACAAGCUCCUGCUGCAGGAUGGGGCCCGGUUGCUUUUGCCCCCCGCCAUCGACCCCGAUGCUUUCGAAGGGCUCUUGCACCUCAUCUACUCCGGGCGGUUGAGUUUGGUGCUGGAUGCCCUGCCCGGGCAUCUCUUGGUGGCCAGCGGGCUCCAGAUGUGGCACGUGGUGGAUCAGUGCUCCGAGAUCCUUCGGGAGAUGGAGGGGGGACGGGGGUGCCGGUGGGGGGCAGCGGCCUCGGCCUCGUCGGCAUCCGGUGGUCGUGGGGGGGAAGCUGCGGCUUUGUGCGGUACCCAUGGUGGAGAUGGGGCUUCGGCAUCGUCCUGGACCAGCCGUGGUGGAGAUGGGGCUUCGUGCCUCACCCAUGGUGGAGAUGGGGCUUCGUGCAUGACCCAUGGUGGAGAUGGGGCUUCGGCAUCGUCCUGGACCAACCGUGGUGGAGAUGGGGCUUCGUGCAUGACCCAUGGUGGAGAUGGAUCUUCCUGCCUCACCCACGGUGGAGAUGGGGCUUUGUGUAUCAGCCACGGUGGAGAUGGGGCUUCGGCAUCGUCCUGGACCAACCGUGCUGGCGAUGGGGCUUCGUGUGUUGUCCGUGGUAGAGACGGGGCUUCGGCAUCGUCCUGGACCACUCAUGGUGGAGAUGGAUCUUCCUGUGUCACCCGUGAUGGAGAUGGGGCUUCAUGUGUCACCCAUGGUGACGGGGCUUUGGCAUCGCCCUGGACCAGCCGUGCUGGGGAUGGGCCUUCCUCCCCCCCAUGGCCCAAGGAGGCGGGCGAGGAGGUCCUCAAGAUCUGCGUGCAGGAGGAGGAGGAGGAGGAAGAGGAGGAAGAGGAGGAUGAAGACGGCGCCCAUCGUGCCGCUGACGCCCUCCAGAUCGUGCUGGAGGAGGAGGAGGAGGAGGAGGAAGAGGACGGAGCGCCCAGAGACACCCACGACCCCCCUAAAGUCUUCUACAUCAAGCAAGAAGCCGGCGAAGCCACCGAGCCUGCACCCGUGCUGAGCCGCAUCCUCCCGCCGGGCUCGGGUACCACAGGCACCGCGCUGGUGACCACCACCACCACCACCACCACCACCACCACCGCCACCGCCGCCGCCGCCGCCGCCUCCAUCUUCAACCAAGCCUCUUGGAAGCCCGUGGACCUGCACGGCAACGAGAUCCUGGGCCGGGCUCCGGCCCUGCACGCGCCGGUGAAGCUGGGAGCGGCUCCGGAUGGGAAACGCUUCGGUUGCUUGUGCGGGAAGCGCUUUGCCGUCAAGCCCAAGCGGGACCGGCACAUCAUGCUCACCUUCAGCCUGCGGCCCUUCUCCUGCGGCGCCUGCCAUAAGCGUUUCAAGCUCAAGCAUCACUUGACGGAGCACAUGAAGACCCACGACGGGGCCGGGCGGGCCUGCGAGCGCUGCGGGACCCGUUUCCGCCUGCGGAGCGGGCUCGAUAAGCACCGGCCGCUGUGCCAGGGGCCGCGCUGGGCAGCGGGCUGCUGGGCUUGCGAGUGAACGGGCGACGGGGGCUCGGGCCCCUUUAAG
Messenger RNA from Pezoporus occidentalis (night parrot), 1760 nucleotides. RefSeq names its product zinc finger and BTB domain containing 9 (gene ZBTB9). Gene Ontology annotation, molecular function: protein binding; RNA polymerase II cis-regulatory region sequence-specific DNA binding; DNA-binding transcription factor activity, RNA polymerase II-specific. The transcript has 2 exons. Lineage: Eukaryota; Metazoa; Chordata; Aves; Psittaciformes; Psittacidae. The record is from RefSeq and is a predicted model, not a curated record. Bases 69 to 1730 code for a protein of 553 amino acids. Gene Ontology annotation, biological process: regulation of transcription by RNA polymerase II.